Molecule: messenger RNA, 425 nt
Organism: Dentiscutata erythropus
Lineage: Eukaryota; Fungi; Glomeromycota; Glomeromycetes; Diversisporales; Gigasporaceae
Source: the annotation of a GenBank genome assembly
AUGAAAAAGUGUUCUGGAUUGGAAUAUGAGAUGUGGGAAAAGGUGAAAAAUGGGUUAAGUAAAUUAGGUGUGAAUAAAUUAUGGUAUGAUCACCCAGUAUGUUCUGGAAUUUUAAACUAUAAAUCCAAACCUAUUUCUAUGUUAUUACUGGAAUAUCAUGAUAUGUUUCAGAAAGAGGUUAAAAAAUUUGUGAUAGAAAAAGAUCAAAAAUAUACAAUCUUUAGAGUGGAUAGAUUCAUCAAAAAAGUUAGAAGCAAUUAUGGUACAAAUUUUCAAAGCAUCAUUUAUGGAUAUCAACCAAGUAUAGAGUAUGCUUAUAAUACAAUGUCAAUAAAUGAGACUUCAUAUAUGUGUGAAGUGUUAACACAGUUAUUUGAUAUAACUAUAAGUGAGAUAUUUAUAAAAUACAAAGCUUGGAGUGCAUG